This is a messenger RNA of Andrographis paniculata, 3832 nucleotides long. RefSeq names its product AP-2 complex subunit alpha-1-like. NCBI's taxonomy places the organism in Eukaryota, Viridiplantae, Streptophyta, Magnoliopsida, Lamiales, Acanthaceae. Gene Ontology annotation, cellular component: AP-2 adaptor complex; membrane coat. The record is from RefSeq and is a predicted model, not a curated record. The transcript is spliced from 26 exons. Gene Ontology annotation, biological process: intracellular protein transport; clathrin-dependent endocytosis. Gene Ontology annotation, molecular function: clathrin-cargo adaptor activity. The coding region runs from base 260 to 3421 and encodes 1053 amino acids.
AUAAAUAAAAAAAAGGGCGAAAAAAAGAAAGUCGUCUCUCCCUCCAGUCUUCUCCGACGGCAUUUCCCACUUUCCUCUCUUUCUCUAGAUCGCACCGUUGCGGCGUAUUUGGGCUGCGGAUACGCACACCUACGUAUACGAGGGACAGUGGACUGCGGUACUGAGAUUCCUGGUGGAUUGGGUUGUCGAAUUCGAUUGAGAUCUGUGGGUUCUGCGGCCGUUGGAUCUGGAGGAUUGCCGGAUCUGAGGGCGUCUGGAGAUGGCACUGUCGGGGAUGAGAGGCUUGUCGGUCUUUAUAAGCGACAUUAGGAAUUGCCAGAACAAGGAGCAGGAGCGCCUCCGCGUGGACAAGGAGUUGGGCAAGAUACGCACUCGGUUCAAGCAGGACAAGGGUCUAUCACCUUAUGAGAAGAAGAAAUACGUAUGGAAAAUGCUUUACAUUUAUAUGCUUGGUUAUGAUGUUGAUUUUGGUCACAUGGAGGCUGUUUCCUUGAUAUCUGCCCCUAAAUAUCCUGAAAAGCAGGUCGGUUAUAUUGUUACGUCAUGCCUGCUCAACGAGAAUCAUGAUUUUUUGAGAUUAGCAAUUAAUACUGUGCGCAAUGAUAUCAUUGGUCGCAAUGAGACAUUUCAGUGUCUAGCAUUGACACUGGUUGGGAAUAUUGGUGGGAGAGAGUUUGCUGAAUCAUUGGCUCCUGAUGUUCAGAAGUUACUUAUUUCCAGUAGUUGUCGCCCACUUGUGAGGAAGAAAGCUGCAUUAUGUCUCCUGCGCUUAUUUAGAAAGAAUCCAGAUGUGGUGAAUGUAGAUGGCUGGUCUGAUCGGAUGGCACAGCUGUUAGAUGAACGUGAUUUGGGCGUAUUAACUUCUUCCAUGAGUCUUCUAGUUGCUCUAGUGGCAAAUAACCAUGAAGCAUAUUGGAGUUGUCUCCCAAAAUGUGUUAGAAUAUUGGAAAGACUUGCUCGGAACCAGGAUAUUCCUCAAGAGUACACUUAUUAUGGUAUUCCAUCUCCCUGGCUUCAGGUUAAGACAAUGAGGGUCCUUCAGUAUUUUCCAACUGUUGAAGAUCCAAACACUAGAAGAUCUUUGUUUGAGGUUCUACAGAGGAUACUGAUGGGUACAGAUGUUGUGAAAAAUGUGAACAAGAAUAAUGCAUCACACGCUGUUCUUUUUGAAGCUCUUGCUCUUGUUAUGCAUCUUGAUGCUGAAAAAGAGAUGAUGUCUCAGUGUGUUGCAUUGCUUGGUAAAUUUAUUGCCGUCCGUGAACCUAAUAUCCGUUAUCUUGGUCUGGAGAAUAUGACUCGGAUGUUGAUGGUCACAGAUGUUCAGGAUAUAAUCAAAAGACAUCAAGCGCAGAUUAUAACUUCCCUGAAGGAUCCCGAUAUUAGUAUUAGGAGACGUGCUCUUGAUUUACUUUAUGGAAUGUGUGAUGUUUCUAAUGCAAAGGACAUAGUUGAAGAAUUAUUACAGUAUCUAAGCACUGCCGACUUUGCAAUGCGUGAAGAAUUGUCACUUAAGGUCGCUAUUCUUGCGGAGAAGUUUGCCCCAGACUUGUCAUGGUAUGUAGAUGUUAUUCUUCAGUUGAUUGACAAGGCAGGAGAUUUUGUCAGUGAUGACAUUUGGUUUCGCGUGGUGCAGUUUGUUACAAACAAUGAGGAUCUACAGGUAAUGGAAAGACAUUUUGUGUUAAUUCAGAGUAGGUUUCUGUGGAUUAGUGAUGCAUUCGACAAUCUCAUUUGUGCUUUCAUUUCUUUUGUAUCUUGUCAGCCAUAUGCUGCACUGAAAGCAAGAGAGUAUCUUGACAAACCUGCCAUUCAUGAAACUAUGGUGAAGGUGAGUUCAUAUAUUCUUGGGGAAUACAGCCAUCUUUUAUCUAGACGCCCAGGUUGUAGCCCAAAGGAAAUUUUUAACAUCAUUCAUGAGAAGCUUCCUACUGUUUCGACUUCAACAAUUCCUAUCAUACUCUCAACAUAUGCGAAGAUCUUGAUGCACACUCAGCCACCAGACCAGGAGCUACAAAAUCAAAUUUGGGCAAUAUUCAACAAGUAUGAAAGUUGCAUUGAUGCUGAAAUACAGCAACGCGCUGUUGAAUACCAUGCUUUGAGUAUGAAGGGUGCAGCUCUUAUGGAUGUACUUGCUGAAAUGCCCAAAUUUCCAGAGAGACAGUCUUCAUUGAUUAGAAAAGCCUCAGAUUCUGAAGCGGACACUGCUGAGCAAAGUGCCAUCAAGUUGCGGUUGCAACAGCAAUCUUCUAAUGCUUUGGUAGUGUCGGAUCAACGGCCUGUAAAUGGUGCACCACCUGUCAACCAGCUUGGUCUUGUGAAGGUGCCAAGUGUGGAGCGGAGCAAUGCUGAACAAGGUGUAACACAUACGAAUGGGGCUCUGACUGUGGUGGAUUCCCAACAACCUAGCACAGCUUCUCCUGAUCUCCUAGGUGAUCUUUUAGGUACACUAGCUAUUGAAGGUCCUCCCGGUGCUGGCCAUCCAUCUGAAUCUGGAGUGCCUUCUGGUUUGGAAGGUGGUGCAAAUGCAGAUGCAUUAGCCAUUGCACCAGUUGAAGAGCAGGCUAGUACUGUCCAGCCAAUCGGUAAUAUUGCGGAAAGGUUUCAUGCUUUAUGUCUGAAAGACAGUGGGGUAUUGUAUGAGGAUCCUUACAUUCAGAUUGGCAUUAAAGCUGAAUGGCGAGCGCAUCAUGGGCGACUUGUUCUCUUUUUGGGAAAUAAAAAUACUGCUCCACUCAGUUCAGUUCAAGCUUUGAUAUUACCUCCAUCACAUUUAAACUUGGAACUCUCAUUAGUACCUGAGACUAUCCCUCCAAGAGCACAGGUUCAAUGUCCGCUUGAUGUAAUCAUUCUGAGACCAAGCAGAGAUGUGGCUGUCCUGGAUUUCUCAUACAAGUUUGGACCCCACAUUGUGAAUGUAAAACUUCGCCUUCCUGCUGUCCUUAAUAAGUUUCUUCAACCCAUCACAGUUACUGGUGAAGAGUUUUUCCCACAAUGGCGAUCACUGUCCGGACCGCCAUUGAAGUUGCAAGAAGUGGUGAGAGGUGUUAAACCUUUGCCACUUGUGGAAAUGGCAAACUUAUUGAACAGUUUGAAGCUGAUGGUUUGCCCUGGGCUUGAUCCCAACCCUAAUAAUUUGGUUGCAAGUACAACGUUCUACUCAGAAAGCACACGGGCCAUGCUGUGUUUGAUACGCGUAGAAACAGAUCCAGCUGACAGAACGCAGCUGCGAAUGACAGUUGCAUCAGGAGAUCCGACACUUACUUUCGAGUUGAAGGAGUUCAUCAAAGAACAAUUGGUGUAUGUACCGAUUUCUUCCCAGGCACCAGCACCAGCACCUGCCCCUCCAACCCAGCCUACCAGUCCACCUCCUACAGCCAUACCUUCAUCAGAUCCUGGAGCUCUUCUAGCUGGUUUGCUUUGAGUGUUAUUUCGAAACAUUUCAUCCAACUACUCUGUAACCUGUGUUCAUAUGGCAAGCCCUUCUGAUCCAUGCUCCUCGCAUACAAACGGGAUGUUCCAGACAUAUACAUAUAUUGCAAGGGUGGGCGCGCGGGAGUAAAUGGUACGACUAUAUAUAUAUAUGUAAACCCGAGAUAGCCUUAUUUUUGAAGUUUAUUGGAGGUUGUGAAGUUUUUCUAUUCUUUUGCACAAUUUUAUUAUUGUGCCUUGGUGAGGGUUUCUUGUUUUUUUUUCUUUUUUUUUUUUGAAGUGUCUCUUCCCCCACUUAGUUUUAUAGCGAGAUUUGAAUAUCCAUUGGUUUUUGUAAUAUGAAAAGUUCUGCAUUCUGACUACACAGAUGCAUUUGUUUGUGAAAGCUGGUUAUUGUUGUGCA